GCCGCACCUUAACCCGAGUGCCUGCGUUGAAGUGGCUGCAACUCUUCUACGAAUCGUCGUCUCCGUGCCAAUCAUACACCGCUCUUCUCCUCCGCAGUCUAUCACCCAAAUGGCUUCGUCAUCUGAUGACAAAGCCACCAUUAUCGACGGCAAAGCCAUCGCUCAAACUAUCAGAUCCGAAAUCGCCGACGAGGUGCGCCACCUCUCCCAAAAAUACGGCAAGGUGCCAGGCCUAGCCGUGGUAAUUGUUGGGAGCAGAAAAGAUUCUCAAAGCUAUGUGGGCAUGAAAAGAAAAGCGUGUGCUGAAGUUGGGAUUAAGUCUUUUGAUGUGGACCUCCCGGAGGAAGUACCCGAAGCCGAGUUGAUCAGCAAGGUUCACGAGUUGAAUGCAAAUCCGGAUGUACAUGGUAUAUUGGUUCAGCUCCCCUUACCAAAGCAUAUAAAUGAAGAGAAAGUUUUGAGUGCAAUUAGCCUUGGGAAAGAUGUGGAUGGUUUUCAUCCUCUGAAUAUUGGCAAACUUGCAAUGAAAGGCCGAGAACCCCUUUUCCGGCCUUGUACUCCCAAGGGAUGCCUUGAACUGCUAGCACGCAGUGGUAUAAGCAUAAAGGGAAAAAAUGCUGUUGUUGUCGGUCGAAGUAACAUAGUUGGAUUGCCUGUUUCAUUGCUGCUGCUGAAGGCAGAUGCUACUGUUAUCAUUGUUCAUUCACGUACACCAGAUCCGGAAAGGCUAAUUCGUGAAGCUGACAUUAUAAUUGCUGCAGCAGGACAGGCUAUGAUGAUCAAAGGCAGUUGGAUCAAACCUGGUGCUGCAGUUAUUGAUGUUGGGACUAAUGCUGUUGAUGACCCAAGUAAGAAGUCAGGAUAUAGGUUAGUGGGAGAUGUGGAUUUCCACGAAGCAUGUAAGGUGGCUGGAUGGAUAACUCCUGUUCCUGGUGGUGUGGGCCCAAUGACCGUUGCAAUGCUGCUCAGGAAUACGUUAGAUGGAGCAAAGCGUGUGAUUGAGCAGUGACUGUCGCCUAUGCUUGGGAGGAGUACUUGAAGCAAUUUCAACAUGAAAUCUAGUAGCCAUGCGAUUUCUAGUAAAGAUAUAAAAGGGAAGGAUGAAGAGAACUCGAUAUGAUAAGGAAGGAUGUUAGAGAAGCCAGGGGAGCAAUGGCCAACCCUACCCUCCACCUGCGUCCAAUAACCAUAGAUCUACUUGUUGUACUAUUUGAAAACGUGAGCAAACGUUAUCCUCAACGUACAUGCAAUUAACGUGGCGUAAUGUCUAAUUCUUUACCUCUCUUUAGCAUGCAUAUAUAUAUAUGACAAGUAGUCUAUCAAAGGAACAAACCUUUCCCUCAUCAACUCAUUUGGAAUCUAGUACAAGCUGGUUUGAUUAAUUAAAUCAAAUAGAAUGGUUAGUCAGUGCUGCUUGCACGCCUCCCCUGCUGCUUCUUACAUUGGAAUCCAUCAAGGUUAUGGGGCAAAUUCCUACUAAAUGCAGACCAAUCGCAGAGGCCGAUGUAGAGUGAAUGCAAUUAGCUCUCAACUUCCUGCUCUUGGAGGCAGAAUUUUUCUCAUUCAAAUUCAAAGUAAAGCAAAACAAAUUUUAGAGCAAAAUUGGUUUCUU
Theobroma umbraticum is the source of this 1612-nucleotide messenger RNA. Its product is annotated as Amino acid dehydrogenase family protein. The record is from RefSeq and is a predicted model, not a curated record. Gene Ontology annotation, molecular function: methylenetetrahydrofolate dehydrogenase (NADP+) activity; methenyltetrahydrofolate cyclohydrolase activity. Gene Ontology annotation, cellular component: cytosol. NCBI's taxonomy places the organism in Eukaryota, Viridiplantae, Streptophyta, Magnoliopsida, Malvales, Malvaceae. Gene Ontology annotation, biological process: tetrahydrofolate interconversion.